AUGGCUCUGCUCAAGGUCUCGCUGGUGGUCUUCAGCUCCGUCUUCUGGGUGGCGGGACUGGGCAUGUUCACGGUGGGCAUCUGGGCGAAGAUCUCGCUGGGUCACUACCUGGUCCUGUCCGCCCACGGCUACCCCAACACACCGUUCAUCCUGCUGGCCGCGGGCGGCGUGGUGCUGUUCUGGGGCUUCCUGGGUUGCUUCAGCGCCGCCACCGAGAACAAGCGGCUGCUGAGGACCUACGGCAUCUUCCAGGCGGCGGUGCUGGCGGCUGGGCUGGCGGCCGGGCUGUCGGGCUUGUUUUACCACAGGGACAUCGCCGAGGGUCUCCAGAGGGGUCUGAGCCGAGCCAUCGAGCUGUACGGGGAGGACGAGCAGAAAGCCAACGCCAUCAACAGCAUGCAGCGCUCGCUGGACUGCUGCGGAGUCCACAGCUACCGGGACUGGUACCCCUCGCCCUGGCCUGGGGAGCCGUGGGCCAACGGGUCGGUGCCCCUCAGUUGCUGCACCGUACGGAAGGGCUGCGACCACAACCCCGUCUCGCCCGGCGCCCCGGGCAUCCACCGGCCAGGCUGCUUCAGCAAGAUCCACCAGUUCGUGAGCGACAAUGUGUUCCACAUCACGGCCGGGGCACUGGGCUCGGCACUGGCUCAGACUAUCAGCAUCGUCUUGGCUUGUGCCCUGGCAGCCAGGCUUCCUCCCGCCGGGGGGCCACAAAGAUGA
Molecule: messenger RNA, 720 nt
Organism: Callorhinchus milii (elephant shark)
Lineage: Eukaryota; Metazoa; Chordata; Chondrichthyes; Chimaeriformes; Callorhinchidae
Product: tetraspanin-7-like
Exons: 1
Coding region: 1-720 (239 amino acids)
Cellular component (GO): membrane
Source: RefSeq, a predicted model, not a curated record